CUUAGGACAAAACUUGCUGCUUCUUGCUGGGUCUUGGCUCUGUCAAACAUUAUCCAAAGCUUGUUCUUUGCCUCUGAUUCUCUCUCUCUCUUUCCCACCCUCUCUCUCUCUCUGCACGCACGCGUGUGUGCGUGUGUAUAUCCUUCUGAAGGUGGAGCCCUCCUGCAAUAAAAAGAGGUGGGGGGACAACAACUUAAAAUGAAGUGAAGGCAAAUAUCCGAAGUUUCCCCCACUAUCACCCUGGCGUGGCAAAGCCGGCCAGAACAGAUAAAACCCACCCCAGUUUCAAGAUUUGCUGUUUCACUGCCUGUCAAGUCCUUUUUCAGAUGCUUCUUUCCUGCUUGGAGACAUCAGACACCUUUGCCUGGGCUGUGAAUCGUCCUAGGAACUUUCCUUUUUAAAUCUACUUUUUUAAUACCAAGGAUCUUUUUUUCCUCCCCCCUUUUUCUUUCCUUUUUGUCUUUCCUUUUGUUUUUUGUUUUUGUUUUCCUUUUCAGUGCCUGUCUGAGCCGUUCUGUCAUGGUUUUGUACCAGGCUGAACUUGAUCAUUCUCUGCUCUUCUACAUGGGAGCCACGGUGCUUUACGGUGGCACGAUUUUUUAUCGAGCGAAGAAGAACCGAGUGGAGAAAGCCCCUCCUUUCCUCUGGGGACUCCUGUUGCUUUUGACCCUGGAAGUCCUCUGCUUCACCACCUUGAGAAAUUCCCUGGGCUUGGGUCUCUUCUCCCUGGCGUGCCUCGUGUUUUGGUGGUACACUCCUGCGCAAGCGAUGCUGCCCGUCAGCCAUAAAGCGGUGCUGAUCACAGGAACCGACAGUGGAAUCGGCCAUGAGCUCGCCAAGUACCUUGACAGUUUAGGGUUUACUGUCUUUGCCGGCGUGUUAAACGCAACGGGGCCCGGUGCCAAAACGCUGAAGGAGACCUGCUCCGAAAGGCUUUCCAUCCUGCAGCUGGAUAUCACCAGUUCUGUGCAAAUCAAGGAGGCUUAUCUUGAAACAAGACGGAAGUUGCAAAACGAAGAGCUUUGGGCUGUUAUCAACAAUGCAGGAAUCCUGGGGUACGUAGCUGAUGGAGAACUGCUCCCCUUGAGUUCUUACAAGCAGUGCAUGGAUGUAAAUUUCUUUGGCCCUGUUGAAAUAUCCAAAGUGUUCUUACCGUUGCUCCGGAAAUCCAAGGGAAGGAUUAUUAACGUCUCGAGCCUGGCAGGAGGAAUCCCAAUGCCACUGUUUGCUGCCUACGGUGCCUCCAAGGCAGCUCUUUCCAUGUUUUCUGGUGUUAUGAGGCAGGAGCUGUCCAAGUGGGGCAUCAAAGUUGCCCUUUUUCACCCAUCAGGCUUCAAAACAUCAAUCGGGGGGAAUCCUGAAGACUGGAAAAAGGAAGAACAGACAAUUAUGGAGAGCCUCGCUCCAGACGUGAAGAAAGAUUAUGGUGAUGAUUACAUCCAUAACUUGAGGACGUACCUCAGUCAGAUGAAUACGAUUUGCUCAGAGGAUCUCUCGCCCAUCUUCACUGAUGUUCUGCAUGCUUUACUGGCUGAGCAACCAAAAGGUUUAUACGCUCCAGGCAAGAAUAGCUACACCUUGCUUCUCGUGUUCUGUUAUUUUCCUCUCUGGUUUUAUGACUUUUUCAUGAGCAAAAUAAUAUGUAACCCUCACAUGCCUUAUGCUCUCCGAAUGUCAGAGCGAAAAAAGCAGGUCGUAAAUUGAGUAAGAAGUCCACACGCACCCUUCAAAAAGAAAAAGAAAAAGAAAAAGAAAAAGAAAAGAGGAAGUUGGUAGUCCCUCACAUUUUCGACGGUUUGUGCCCUAUAUUUGAUAAGUUGUUCAGCUAAAUUACGCAACCUAGGAAACCAGUAAACCAUAAACGGAGGUAGAGGUAGAUAGGAAUAUAAGCGUAGAUUUUAAAAUGGUACCGAAGAAAGAGGUUUUAACCUUAUAAUAGCGAACAUCUUGUGAUAACGCCUUCUAAGGUUCACCUUUGUUUUGAGAUGGAGAUUAGCUUUUUCUGGAAUUGUAUUUUGUGUUUUGGGGCAGUGCUGAAAAAAAGUCUUCCCUUUUCCAAAGAUUCAUAUCUAUAUUUUUUCCCCUGAUCUUUUGUUUGACCUCAUCCAAUCAAUACUUAUUAUAUGUAUACCCAAACAGAACACACCCCCAGCCAAUCAGAGCACAACCAACCCCCCAUCCAAUCAGAGCACAGCCAAGCCCCUAACCAAUCAGAACACACCUCCACCCAAUCAGAACACAGCCAAGUUCCCACCCAAUCAGCUCACACCCCCACUAGCUGUUAAAAGGAAGAGACAGCUGCGAUCUCACAUUGCUCCUGGAAGCACGAAGCCGAGAACACCAGCCUGAAGAUGACGAAUGAGACUUCGUCGAAACGUCGCCAAAACACUUCCAAUUUUACGUGGGAGAAGACCCGAAUAACCAAAGACACACACAUAUAUAUAUAAUUAAUUUAUAUUUUGCUGAUAAAUAAAGAAAUAAUGCCUCCUCCCACAUGUUGGGGUAGACCAGGUGUCUUGAUAGAAAAAAACACACACACAUAUAUAUUCCCACCCAUGAUUUUGCUCAGGAGUAUAUAAAAGAAAAGAAAAAAUGUAUUCACCUGGAAUCUUCUUCUGAAAACUUUAGGGGAAGAAUGUGAAUGGAUUCUAUGCAGAUAUGUAUGAAUUUGCAUCAUCUUGUUGUGUUUUUAAGACAUAACAGUUAGUUUGUCCUUUGUGCCAGUUCAUGCUUAAGGCGCUACCGUGAAUCAACCUGACCUGACAUCAAAAGAAGAAAGAACUGACAUCUGACCUGAUUCCUAAAUUACUUGAUGGAAUUGCCAAACCAAAAAUGAAAUAAACCUAAGAGAUCAUAAAAGUUUGUCAUUAACAGUAAUAGCAGCUGUAGUCAAAGGUUAUACUCCGCCUGGGCCAGUUCCAAGAGUGCCAAGAAGGAGGAGAAGAAAGGGUGGGGGGGAAAGACAUAGAUAUACUUACUUUGCAA
Pantherophis guttatus is the source of this 2985-nucleotide messenger RNA. It is a transcript of the gene HSD17B2, whose product is annotated as hydroxysteroid 17-beta dehydrogenase 2. The record is from RefSeq and is a predicted model, not a curated record. NCBI's taxonomy places the organism in Eukaryota, Metazoa, Chordata, Lepidosauria, Squamata, Colubridae. Gene Ontology annotation, molecular function: estradiol 17-beta-dehydrogenase [NAD(P)+] activity; testosterone dehydrogenase (NAD+) activity. Gene Ontology annotation, biological process: steroid metabolic process. Gene Ontology annotation, cellular component: intracellular membrane-bounded organelle.